Messenger RNA from Calidris pugnax (ruff), 4478 nucleotides. Its product is annotated as SLIT and NTRK-like protein 5. Bases 1 to 750 code for a protein of 249 amino acids. Lineage: Eukaryota; Metazoa; Chordata; Aves; Charadriiformes; Scolopacidae. Gene Ontology annotation, biological process: axonogenesis; regulation of presynapse assembly; positive regulation of synapse assembly. The transcript has a single exon. The record is from RefSeq and is a predicted model, not a curated record. Gene Ontology annotation, cellular component: membrane.
AUGCAGUACAGCGUCUACAGCGGCGGCCACCAUCACCACCACCACCACCCCCAUCUUCAGCAGCACCCGCCCCACCGCGGCGGCGGCGGCGGGGGGGGCGGCGGCGGAGGGGGCGCGGCGCUGCCCAAAGUGAAGCCCCCCGCCGGCCACGUCUACGAGUACAUCCCGCACCCCCUGGGCCACAUGUGCAAAAACCCCAUCUACCGCUCCCGGGAGGGCAACGCGGGCGAGGAUUACAAAGACCUCCACGAGCUCAAGGUCACCUACAGCAGCCACCCCCUGCAACCCGGUGGGGGCGCGCCGCCGCCCCCGCCACCCCCGCCGCCGCCGGCGCCCGGCGGGGAGGAUGCGCCCGCGCGCAGCCCCGCGUACAGCGUGAGCACCAUCGAGCCGCGGGAGGAGCUGCUCUCCCCGGUGCAAGACGCCGACCGCUUUUACAGGGGCAUUUUGGAGCCCGACAAACACUCCUCCUCCUCCACGCUGGGCACACCCGGCUCCACCCUCCCCGACUACCCCAAACUCCCCGCCGCCUACACCUACUCCCCCAACUAUGACCUUAGGCGUGCCCACCAGUACUUGCACCCGGGGCCGGGGGACGGCAGGCUCCGGGAGACGGUGCUCUACAGCCCCCCGAGUACUGUCUAUGUGGAGCCCAACAGGAACGAGUACCUGGAGCUAAAAGCAAAACUAAACGCAGAGCCGGACUACCUCGAAGUGCUGGAAAAACAGACCACAUUCAGCCAGUUCUGAGAAACAGCCCCCCUUUUCCCCCACCCCCACCCCCGCCAGCCACAGCAGCUCCUUCUCUAGAGUAUUUGUAUUUAACAACCACACGCAAAACAAAGAAACGUAAAUGCCGACCUCCCCCUCCCACCUCGGCCCCCUUCUUUUUUCCCCCCUUUAAUUCAUUUUAUUGUAGGGUGAAGUGCCUUGGCACAGGAUUUUUCAGCUUCGGGGAAUGAUUCUGAAAGGGUGUGCUGUUUAUUUUAUUUUAUUUUCAGUUGGCUGUGGUUUUUUUAUUUAUUUUUUUUUUUUUAAACAGUGCAAGUAGGAAACCACCUAUUGUGUAAAUUGGGCACAUCAUUGGUAUUGUGCGUGUGUCCGUGUGUGCUUGGGGAAGGUGGCAGGAGGGUCUUGUCAGGUGAUAUUCAGGUUACAAGUACAAAAGUCAUGGUCACUUUUUUUUUUUUUUUUUUUUGUAUACGGGCAUUGUUUAAUUUUGUUUUCUUUCUGGUUGAAGAGUACAGCGCACAUUUUCCCCUUUUAGCCAUGGGUGAGUCUAAAUGGCUUUUAUGGAGAGAUUAGCACACCCCGACUUUAAUACAAGGUUUCCUUUUUUUAAGGAUGUGUUUGUAUGCUUUCUGGACUUUUGAAUUAAAAAAUAUAUUAUGAUCUUUAAAAGGAUCACUGUAGAUGUGGACAAAUCAUUAAAGAGUGCAGAGAUAUAUGAUCCAUAACUGGUUAGUGAAAAUAACUUAUUGAUUAAAUAUAAAAAAAUAUUUUAUUGUAGCACCUAUUUUUAUAUGCACAUUAGCAUUUCUCUUUCCUUCACUAUUUUAGAGCCUAAUCCUGCAAAUUCUUACUCACUUGAGUAUCUCUACUUGUGAAAGAGUCCCAGCUUAGGCCUUCAUCCUGCAGGCACUUAAGCACAUGGACAACUUUACCAAUACGUCUAGUCCCAUAGACUCACUCAUUGAGCAAAGUUAGUCAAAUGCCCAAAACAUUAGGAUAGAGGAUGCAGAACUAUUCUUACAAGUAAAACUAUUGGGAUGUUUUAAGUGUUUCUUCUUUUUUUUUCAGGAUGGGGUCCAAAGUCUGUGGAUUGCUUUAAAGUGUUGCGCUACAUUGAGAGCUUUUUUCCAAAGCUGAUGUAGUAUCAGAAGGACCUUUUAAAUCAUUACAGAUAAUGCCAAUUAUGACCAAGUCUUAACAGACAAUCUAAGACAUAAAAUCUGAAAAAAUUCAUGUUUCUCUAUUUAAAAAUAUACCUUUUAGCAACCUCCUGCUCAGGCAUCUGGUUGGGCAAACUAAUGAGGGACAUGAAGAAGGCACUCAUUUUAGCAGGAAAAAAAAAAAAGUGUUUCAGUUUUGAUUUGUCAGGUGUUUUGUUUUUUUUCUCUUUUUUCCUUUUUUAUUAGUUAACCAAAAUAUAAUGAUUUUACAACUGUUGUAGCCAUUUUCUGGUUGUUUAAUCAAGUACAAUUGCACUUGUACAGAUCCACGUGUUUGCUGGCGCCCUGAAAGACCAAAUGAUGGACUGUACACAUCUAUAUACAAUCUCUUUACCCCUUUGGGCAGCAGGCAAUGGCAAGGAUAUUCAUAAACACAGCAUCACUGUAAGAUGGGACAACUUAUGUCUCAUAUGUAUCCCAGCACAUGUGAUUUUUUAAUAAUUUCUGAAUAAACACUUGAUAAAUAUUUCAAAUGUAAGAUCAUGAAGUAAUGAGUAUCUGAAGUUUAAAAUUUCUUGCCAAAAUCAUCUGCUAUUAUGUUGGAUUCUCUUCACUAGCAAUUAUGGCUUGUAAGAAAGAUCUAACAUUUUUAGGCAAAACAUAUUUUCAAAACAUGACAUAUGGUAAUUACCAGCACACAUAACAUGGGUCAGAGAGCAACACAGGGAUAUGUGUUUCACCAACAUAUUGAAUAGGAUAGUUUUAUAUUUACAUUUUGUUUCAUUACUGAAGUGUUCUUUAAUACAUGGAACAGGAUAAGUGAUAUUUUACAUGUGGUUUUGUCUUUCUUCAUUAGUUUAUCCUGUUUGAUAUCAUUUGCAGAGUUGCUCACUAGUACAUCUUUUAUUGCAAAAGGACUCUGUUCUGUUCUGCUUUUCCUAUCCAUGUACAAUCUGUCACUUUCUACAAAAAACAAAGCUAUAUAACUGGUUUCUUGGAAUUCAAGAUAAAUGUUUUGUUGGCAUGUGUUCUUCCCUCUAUGCCACCCACACUGAGCAAAAGCAAAGAAAAAAAAAAGCAUGACUGUAUUUAGCUUGGACAGUUUAGUAAGUGGAGUGUUAUUUCAGUUUGAAAUGCAGAUAUGAGGAGCGUUCUUCUGUCACAAGAGACAUGACACAUGGCUAUUCCAUACACUGCACUCAAUCUCCUGAAGACAUUGACAAUAGUGAGAGGUGUGAAUGUUGCUGCCUGAGGUGCAGUUUUGGAGCCCUAAUUUUGAAUUACUGCCUAUAUAACUAUUGCUGAAACCAGUGGCCUGGUUCUCCUUCCGUUUAAACUCAGUAGACGGCACGCUGUUGUUAAAUGGGUAUAAGUAAGAAAAUUUUCAGCCUCACUGGCUUUGCCAUUCACUAAGAGAAAGGCUGACUCAGUAAAGAUUGAAUGAGAAGGUCCUGCAAACUAUGUGUCUGUUCAUGUGUAUAUAUUAUGUUUCCUGUGUGAUUCUAAACUCAUCAUACACAGGAGUGUAUGAUACAUAUGACACAUUUCCACAGGUGUCAAUACAAAUGUGGGAUUAGGUCCUUAAUGUGAAACGUACAUUUUACAUGGCAUUCUGCCACAAAGAGGCAGCAUCCACAAAUGAGUAAAUGAGUAGGAAAUGCUUGGAUUUGUAAGAAAUAGCUGAUCGAAAUGCCUCAGCAGUCUGUUUAUGCUUACGUUCUGAUGCUGCCAUUUAACAAGCCAGUACUUCUGCUGCUUCCAUGUUUUCUACAUGCACUUGGUAACUGUUAAUGAAGAAUUUUUCUAAUAUUCUACACUGAAAUCAGAACAAUUAAUUUAAAUCUCUUCAACUUUUCAUCUUCAGUAGAAAAAAUAUUAUCGGUUCCAUUACUGGAGAAAAAAAAGAAAUUACAUCAGUUACCUUUAAAUAGUGCAUUAUUGAAGAUAAAUCCUUAAAAAGGGAUACAUAGUGCAAAAUAAUAUCUUUUAGUCCAUAAUUAUCUGGAAACACCUGAAAGGACUAUUUGUGAAUGAGGACUUUAAUGGAAGCAGGAUUUCCCACUCAGUGGCUACCAUGGUCCAUCAUCUAUAGAAAUUAUAGUAAGAAAAAGUAGAUGGGAAUAUUACUUGACAAAGAGAGAUGUGCCUCUGAUUUGAAAACAGGAUAAUCUGAACAAAGAAGAAAUAUAUGUAUAAGAAUAUGACCCUUGUUUUGUUAGCAAGAUAAGUGAAACCACUUGCAUGAUGAUCUGCUGAGUUAGUGCUGACCAAAGGGGUAAACGUGUUAGAAGAAAAAAGAAAUAGCCCUAUUUUGAGAAUUCUGAAUAUUAAUUUAGUAUGUUUUUAUAAAACUGGUUGUUUAUCAGACUGGUUUAGGUUGGUUAUUAGAGUGAUUUUUUUUCCCCCGUCUCUUUUUUUUAAUUAUUAUUCUUUUGACAAGUAAUAUUGAACUUAUUGAAUCACUCAUAUGGCCUCUUAUUUUAUCUCAAAAGUGCAUGAAAUUCUGUGAUAAAGAGGAAAAAAGGUGGAAGGGAAUUCUAAUUUCUCAAUGUAACUACUAGAAUCAACACAUGGAUUGUUAUAAUA